Messenger RNA from Saccostrea cuccullata (small rock oyster), 1197 nucleotides. RefSeq lists its product as uncharacterized. The transcript has a single exon. The record is from RefSeq and is a predicted model, not a curated record. Lineage: Eukaryota; Metazoa; Mollusca; Bivalvia; Ostreida; Ostreidae. The coding region runs from base 1 to 1197 and encodes 398 amino acids.
AUGGAAAGGAGGGAAGAGAAGAGACAAGAAAUGGAAAUGCAGAAAUUAGCUAUGGAAAAAGAAGCAGAAGAGAAAAAACAGUUACUGGAGAAGGACAUGGAGGAAAAGAGGCAGCUUAUUGAAAAAGAUAUGGAGGAAAAGAGGUUACAGGUAAAAAUGAGAGAAUUAGAUUUACAGGAACAAGAGCUGAAAUCUAAAGGUACACUAUUCGAAGCACAGGGAAAAGAGCAGAAGCAUGAGGUAAAGUAUUUGCUACCUAAGUAUGUAGAAGGUGAGGAUAUAGAUGUGUUUCUCAGAUCUUUUAAAAGACUUGCAAAUCUGCAUAAGUGGCCGAAACCUGAAUGGGCUUUGCGACUAGUUCCUCAAUUAACAGGUAAGGCGCUGGAUACAUAUGCACGGUUGGGGGAAGAAGAGUCUACUGAUUAUGACAUCAUCAAGAAGGCAAUACUAAAAAGGUAUGAUUUGACAGCUAGCACGUACAAGGAUAAGUUUAGAUCUUGUAAACAAUAUCCAAAUGAAACCUUCAGAGAGUUUUAUACUCGGGCUCUUAACCAUUUUGAGCACUGGUGUCAGUUAGAAAAAGUUAACAAAAGAUUUGAUGUGUUGGUAGAUGUGAUUUUGAGAGAGCAGUUGGUCAAUAGUUCAUCUAAGGAUUUGCAGGUGUGGUUGAAAGAGAGGCAGCCAAAAUCAGCAGAUGAAAUGAUCGAGCUCGCUGAAGCCUACCAGAAUGCACAUCGUGGUUCAGUGGUAACGAAUAAAAUGCAACCCACUAGUACCUUAAAGGAAAAUAAAGGUAAGUUUAAAUUUCAGCCAACUCAGCAAAGCAAUGUAGAAAACAGGUCUUUUAUGUGUCAGAGGACUGGACAUUUUAUAAACACUUGUCCGUUACGUAAAUCCAGUGAUAAGGAUCUAAAGUCGGGGAAACAAUGGGUAGAAAAGCCAAAGACAUUGCAACCUACUGAAGGUAAGAGUAAAGUAGGAUUGAUUCACUCGCCAACAAGGAAGGGUUGUGAUUUAGAAAUACCAGUUGUUGUUGAAUCAAAGAAGGUGAGUUAUGGAGACAAGUGUAGUGGGCUGAAAAUUGAGACUGGAAGGGUGAAUGGUAAGGAAGCUUCUGUUUUAAGAGACACAGGAUGCACUUCAAUCCUAGUGGCAGAGAAGUUGAUCAGGAAAGACGAUUUAAUAAGGGGAGAGUGA